AUGUUAGAGGGUCCUGAUUGUUCGCAGCUUGACGAGAAUGUGCUGGAGGCUCUUGUGCAUGCGCUUACAGCUGACCGAAGUCUUUGCGUCGAAGACUGUCUGCCGUACAUUCUCAACGAGAUUGCGCAUGGGGAAUCUGAUGUGGGUGCGCAGCGUCGCAGAGGGACGCGUGGGCGCUGGGAGCACGCAAAGGCCGCCGAGGUGGCAGAGUCGUUGGGGCGGGCCUUGAAUAGUCGCGACGGCGGAAAAGAAUGGUCUGCGGCAGAGGAUGGGUGGAACAUGUUUUUGUGCGGCAUUGGGUCGGGACGGAGUGCCAAUGGUGAGGUGCGCGAGGCACUGAAGGCACUCGUGGGGCCGGCCACGCAGGCAUUGGCCCCCGUGCUGGAAUUUCUUGUCUCCGAGGAAAACGUCCAUGAGGACAGACUCCUGUGUGCACGUGGAUUCUAUGCCCGUGCCGUAUCUUCCUUGCUUCGAGUUCAUCUACCCGGGGCCACAGAGAAGGAGUGCGUCAUGUGGUUGCGACGCUGCGAUUGGAAAAAGGAGCUUGAGGAGCUGCUAAGCCCUUUUCUGCAGUGUGAAGUCGAGCCGCUGGCGAAGGAGUUGGCCUUUCACUUUCAACAAGGAAUGAAGACUGCGCGGCGUGAGGAGCCCCAGCACUUUUUUUUGUUUCUCUUGCAGUUGUAUGAGCGCUACAACGCUGACGUUCGCACACAUGGAUGGACAUCGCCCAAUAUGAAAGCGCAGGAUUCCAUUUCUCUGUUGGCGCUGGGGAGUGUGUCACUGGCGUUCAUUGCGGUUUCUGUCUUCCGCGGUGUCUACGGCUGGUGUGAGGGAUCCCAAUUCCUCGCUUCCAGGGACUUUACAGUGCAUGGUGUGAACUCUUUUAUUGACUUCUUGGACCGGGCGAGGGGGAUCAUUCACGGCGGAGCGCAGCUGCUACUGGCGGAGAGCAUUUUUUUUCACUCCGCCUUUUGUGUUUUUUUAGAGACGGCAAGAGUUGCCGCUGAACGGUCCUUCACCACGGGGGCACGUGCACUGUGGCGACAGGAGUUUCUUGCCAUGGAUCCACCGCGGGCAUUCCAUACCGUUUGCGGCGCAUAUCACAUGUUGCGGUGUCUGGAAGCGGUGGUUCGGCGUUUGGGCGUUGUGUUCUCACUUCUCCCCAUCUACGCAGUGAGCCUCUGGGAACGAACCAUUACGCCGUGUUUGUCGACAUUUGUUUGCGCUUGUGAGGCAGCCAAAGAGUCAUGUGAUUCGAAUUUAGAUGCGGUUAUGGUGUCGCUUGAGGUGCUUAGUUGUGCGCAUGCCAUGCAUUCUGCUGCGGAGGAGUGGAUGGAGCAGUGUUGCGAGGUCUGUGGCGGGGUGGAGAUUUCCACGUCCCCUCUUGAGCGGCUGGCGCUGUGGCGUGAUGAACUCACACGCGGAACGACGCACGAUGUAAAGCAGUUUCUUGCGCGACUCUUUGCGGAGCCUGGCCUUUUGGAGUGGCGGGACCUUCGGGCAUGGGAUGCUCUACUGCGUGUUGUGUGUAGCGGUAAAACCCCGGCACACGCCGUUGUUUAUGAAGACAUGAAGUUAUCUUUGACACGACUUAUAUCGGAGGAGCAGCGAAACAGUUUGAAGGAAUAUUGCAAAGUAACUAGCAUGGGAGCGAUAGCUACCCUUCUGGGAAACACCGUGACGUGA
Molecule: messenger RNA, 1686 nt
Organism: Trypanosoma cruzi
Lineage: Eukaryota; Euglenozoa; Kinetoplastea; Trypanosomatida; Trypanosomatidae
Exons: 1
Coding region: 1-1686 (561 amino acids)
Source: RefSeq, a predicted model, not a curated record